This is a messenger RNA of Mytilus trossulus (common blue mussel), 657 nucleotides long. RefSeq lists its product as uncharacterized. Lineage: Eukaryota; Metazoa; Mollusca; Bivalvia; Mytilida; Mytilidae. The transcript is spliced from 3 exons. The coding region runs from base 106 to 657 and encodes 183 amino acids. The record is from RefSeq and is a predicted model, not a curated record.
GCAUUGGGUGCGAUAAAAUUAUUAGGUGACUUGAAUUUGCUAGCUGUUGGAUGUAUCACCAAUUUUAAGCAAAACUAUUAUAGAGUUUUUGUCGGUAUAAGCAAGAUGAAAACAAUCAUGAUUCCUGUUUGUAUGUGUUUUCUUUGCACAGUUCAGUUUAUUGAAACAUCUGCAAAUUCAACUGAUAAUCAAACCUCACCUGCAUUAGCAUCAGAACAACUUACCACUAUUGAACCGCCUACAUCUAUGAAUAAUGCUUAUGACAAUACAGCACCGACGAUAAUAAAAAAUGAAGGGGAGACUACAAUAUCGGCAACAACGGCAAUUAAUACGUCGAAUUCAGCGUCGACAGCAUUUACGACUAUUUACACAAAUAGCUCAGUAUCUAAUGAGACAGCUGCAAAUUUAACCUCAACUGAUAGCACAAAUAUUUUGCCAACAUCAGAACUUAAUGCCACAACAACAUUGGCAACGGAACCUGAUGUGACAAACCAUACCUCUUUAACAACGAAGCUUGUUUCCAGUUCAACCAAGAACGUGACAACAACCCCAUAUAAUAAUGCCACAAACAAACUUUCAUCAUUUUUCCUCAUACAUGUUACAUCUUUUAGCAUUGUAGUCCUUAACUAUUAUAAAUUAGCAAAUUAUAGGAUUUGA